AUGGAAGGGCUAGAUCAAGCCGUUCUCAAAGCUUGCACAGGGCCAUCAUCGGAUUACUUUGAUGGAAGAGUCAAACUCUUGAUCACUUUGGCUAACGAUAAGUUGGCAAACUUCUAUGCGCCGUGGGGUGUGCAUUGGACCAGUCCUACAUCUACCGUUGUUCUUCUCGUUCUUAAAACCUGGGCAACAACCCAAGGUUUUGGAUGUGAUGAAGAGGAAGUUGCAAGCCAUCUCACAGCAACGGCAACGAAAAUGAAUACAUCUCAACCACUACCAGACAGACUAUUGUGUGCAUAUGUGGCAUUGGAACCCACAGAUACAGAAGAAGAGUCUUUAGCGGAAUUAGGAUUAUUACCCCGCAAAGCCAAUACUAAAUAA
This is a messenger RNA of Sclerotinia sclerotiorum 1980 UF-70, 378 nucleotides long. RefSeq lists its product with no specific name. The transcript is spliced from 2 exons. NCBI's taxonomy places the organism in Eukaryota, Fungi, Ascomycota, Leotiomycetes, Helotiales, Sclerotiniaceae. The record is from RefSeq and is a predicted model, not a curated record. The coding region runs from base 1 to 378 and encodes 125 amino acids.